AUGGCGUCUCUCUAUCUAGCUACUACGCGCGCGUGUGUCGUCGACAACAUUGAGCCACCCAGCUUUCAUGACUCCCAUUAUGAUGUUAUUUUUCGUCGCCAGCGAAAUAGACCCAAGGAUGGUGGAGGUCUCAAGUCUACAACGGUGCCCUCGCGUUUCUUGAACCUCUCUGGAAAGUUUGAAUUUGCUGGAUGGGGCUCCUUUUCCCAGUUCAAGCUUGACGCGGCAGAGCGCGAUGCCGGGGAAUCGCAUGUAAGAAGUGCUAGGGAUUCCAAGGUGCUCGGUCAAUUCACUGCAAGUGCGCUGGCUGGCAACGCUGUACUGGGUAGCGUGUUCUAUGCCCUACUUGCCGUUGUUGCAGUGGCAAGCAUAUAUUCCCCUAUAUCUCUUUUCAUCGCGACUAUGACGCUGUUCUUAUGGCGCCCAAUCAUGGCGGAACUUGGUUCUGCUCUGCCCAUAACAGGAGCACCCUACUCUUAUAUACUUAACGUCUCCACCAAAUCUUUCGCUUUGAUCAGCGCAGCGCUCUUAUUGCUAGAUUAUGUCUGUACGUCGGUUGUUUCUGCGGCAACGGCGGCGACGUAUUUAUCAGGGGAGGUUGAUCUUCCGUUCCCUUCCUUUGUCGGAGCUAUCAUUGUCUUGGUAUUAUUUACCAUUAUCAGUCUCAGCGGUAUCAGAGAAAGUGCCCGGCUUGCCUUAGCGUCUCUCUCUUUCCACGUCGGAACCAUGAUCGUCCUUAUGGUCGCAUCGGCCAUUCAUUGGGGGAAUAUCGGUAAUGACCAACUUCGCGAAAAUUGGAUUUCCAACCAAGCUCCUUCGACGAGUAAGCUCGCAAGGCAUGUAUUCGAUGGCUGGUGCCUUGGAAUGCUCGGCUUGACCGGAUUUGAAUGUGUACCUGCCUACAUCGCUCGAAUUAAGCCCGGUGCACUGCCUCUUGUAUUUCGGAAUUUGCAUUACCCCGCCAUAAUCCUGAAUACCCUUAUCAUGGUUCUGGUGAUGGCGGUAGUUCCCUUGGAGGUUGUUCUGCAAGCAGACAAUCUCCUCAGUGUCCUCGCCGAGAUGUCAGCAGGCAGGUGGCUGAGAGUAUGGGUAGUUGUAGACGCUAUCAUUGUGCUAUGUGGGGGCGUUCUAACUGGUAUACUGAGCGCAUGCGAAUUAUUUGAGAAGUUGACCCAUGAUCACGUCCUUCCUCAACUGUUCGUUCACCCGCUUCCAUUCUUCCGAUCUUCUUAUGUGUCAGUGCUCUCGUUCGCGGCAUUCAGUGGUGUCAUCUAUGCUAGUACAGGCGCUAGCCUUGUUAUUAUGUCGAAAAUAUUCUCAUUAGUGUGGUUAUCGGUUAUGGCGUUAUUCCCGCUAUGCCUUCUACUUCUGAAAUUCAAUCGUGGCCGUCUAACAAGGACUCCUAAAACUCCUGUAUCAAUAGUGUUCUUGACACUGGCUGUUGUCCCGACUGUAUUUGCAGGUAACAUUGCUAUCGAUCCGAUCACGUUUGGGUUUUUCUCAGCCUACUUUGUCUUCAUUACCAUGCUGUUUUCAAUCACGCAACAAAAGACUUGUCUCUUGCGGUGGAUUUAUUGGAUAUAUGAUCAAUAUCCAGUCCUGCAGCGGUGGAAUGCAACAAAGUUAUGGGACAAUAAAUUGAUGAAUGCGAUGACUAGACUAAAGCGUAAGCCCGUUUGUAUACUGGCUAAAACUGAUGAAAUCAGCUACUUGAUGCGUAUGAUCCUCUAUGUGCAAAAGAACGAGGAAACCUCGUCCCUGAAUAUCAUCCACUUUGCCGAAGAAGAGGAGGGUAUCCCUUCGGAGUUAGAGGUAAAUGCCAGAAUAUUGGAUGAAGCCUUUCCAGAAAUUACGAUAGAUCUGAUAAUCGUUCGCAACUCCUUCGAUCCGCCCAAUGUCGUUGCUCUGGCACAUAGACUACAGAUACCCCUGUCUCUAAUGUUCAUGACUUGUCCUGGGCCUGCAUUUUCUUAUUCCGUAGCUGAUUUCGGCACACGUAUCGUAACUCUUUGA
This is a messenger RNA of Desarmillaria tabescens, 2013 nucleotides long. Its product is annotated as amino acid permease-domain-containing protein. Gene Ontology annotation, cellular component: membrane. Gene Ontology annotation, molecular function: amino acid transmembrane transporter activity. The record is from RefSeq and is a predicted model, not a curated record. Gene Ontology annotation, biological process: amino acid transport; transmembrane transport. Lineage: Eukaryota; Fungi; Basidiomycota; Agaricomycetes; Agaricales; Physalacriaceae. The coding region runs from base 1 to 2013 and encodes 670 amino acids. The transcript has 12 exons.